GCUCAAAAAUCCUUGGAUCUUGGGCUGCUGAAUAGUUGAAUAACGUUAGUUGACUUCGAUAGCUCUAAGAGUUUGCACGUGGAGUGAAUUUUUCCUCGUCGUCGUCGUUUUUUCCAUUAUCUGCUCUGCAUGUAAUCAUUUGCAAUUGCUGUGGUGUUGACUGAAGAGCUUUCAGGGCACACAUAUCUGCUGUUCGUGUGCGCCUCGAACAACGAUUACGCGAGAAAUAACAAUAAAUAAAUUGUCCGCGAUAAAUUCGGCAAGUUCGGGCUUUCGCGGUGAUUUGUGCAAGAUUUAUUGAUUUUGUCCUGGUCCGGGAUGUUGAUGUGCCGCUGACUGAGUGACGAGAUCGAGCCAAGGAUUCAAAUCCCGAUUUUCGCAAAGUGCAACCGUCCGCGGACUGUAAGAAAUGUGCAGAACUCUAACCCAGUCGACGUAGCGAGCGGAGCCAGUACGUGCUGACCGUUGAACGAUUUCUUGUGUUUCCGCCGAGUUCGUGUUGAUUUUAAGUUGCCACUUCCUCCCUAAGUUCGAUUCUUUGCGGUGGCGAAUCAAUAAAACACAGAAAAUUGCCCGAAUAGUGCUCCACGUUCGUGAACACACCCUGAAAAAUAUCGCAAGGGCCAACUGGAAAAUAGAUCCCCUAAGCAAGUGUAGUGCGAGCUCAUUGAGAAAAUAUCCCCUGAUUUGUAAUUGAAUUUGAAAAGCAGUGCAUACCCCGGGAAGGUACAAAAAGUGGUCAAGUGCUCAGAAGAAGUUGUGCAAAGUCCUAACGAAAAUAGAUGAAUGAAUAAAAGAUGUGAAUGCGUAAAACAAUAAUCGAACGCACUUAGUAAAUUUAUUAAUCCCUCGAAGUUCGGAGGAUUGAGACAAAAAAGUCUACUCCUGUGAUCCCUUAAAAAAUCUCCCAAUUUGUCGAAAUUUUGAAUUGGUCUCGAGUAAAUUUGAGGACUUUUGGAAGCAUCUGGCUGUUUUUCGUCGCUGGAAUAUUCUACUUGGAGAAUCAAAGAUCCUCCGCUGCAAGGGCGUACAGAGCCUUGAAUUUUUAACAGAGUUGGAGUAAAUCAGUUACAAUUGUUUUCAAACAGAGAUACAAUUUUGGCGCGUUUCCGGGUUUCUUCUAUAACCGUCAGCUAACCCCAGACACGCUGAUAGUUCACGAGAACACCGCCUCAGAUCCUAAUGAUCAUAAUCAUAAUUUAGGAUCAAUUGAGAAUCGAGUUACCGGAAAAGUCGUUAAACUGAGCCCCAAUUUGGAGCCCUACCCCGCCAGCGUGGAGGGGCUUAAUAGCCCUAGAGCGGUGGGGAUGGCCGCCACCACAUAUAUGACAACAGCCUCAGGUGAUCUUGACAUGGCCCUGGGCGGUGGCGGAUACCAUACAUCAUCACCGCGAAGUGCAACAGAUGCCGGCGAAAUGAAGUAUAUGCAGCAUCAUCAUCACCAUCAUCAUCAUCAGGUGCCCUCAUCGCCCAGUCCAAAUACAGGAAGCGGUCUGGGAAGCGUUACCGGCAGUCUUGGUGGUGUAGGCGGUAAUCCAUGGACAGCGCUGCAUCCUUCGGACCCGUGGGCCUUGCAAACACAUCCUCAUCACCAUCCGGCCGAUGUGAAGCAGGAGAUGUCACAUUUAUCGCAACAAUCACGAGCACAACAGGGUAUGGCAUCGCCACAUGCAUGGCAUGCACCGGUCCACGCCGCACAUUACGGACCGACGGGUGGAUCACCGCUUCAGUACCACCAUGCGGCUAUGAAUGGAAUGCUCCAUCCAGGGCACCCACAUCACCAAGGUGUUGCUCCUUUGCACCAUGCCUUACGCGGGGGUGAUUCACCUCAAUUGCACUUACAUCCUCAUCAUAUGCAAGGCGAUCGAGAUGCCAGCGCCGGAGAGGAUGACACACCAACCUCAGACGAUUUAGAAGCGUUCGCAAAACAGUUCAAACAGCGGCGGAUAAAGCUGGGUUUCACACAGGCCGACGUCGGUUUAGCUUUAGGUACACUCUACGGUAACGUGUUUUCGCAGACAACGAUAUGCCGAUUCGAGGCUUUACAAUUAAGUUUUAAAAAUAUGUGCAAGCUGAAACCGCUGCUUCAAAAAUGGCUCGAAGAAGCCGACUCGACGACAGGGUCACCUACAAGCAUCGAUAAAAUUGCAGCACAAGGCCGAAAGCGGAAGAAAAGGACUAGCAUAGAAGUGUCCGUGAAGGGUGCCCUCGAACAACAUUUCCACAAACAACCAAAACCUUCAGCGCAGGAAAUCACCUCGCUGGCCGACACACUGCAGCUGGAGAAGGAAGUAGUGCGAGUGUGGUUCUGCAAUAGGAGGCAAAAGGAGAAGCGAAUGACACCUCCGAAUACAUUAGGCAAUGAAAUGUUAGAUAAUAUGCCGCCUUCGCACAUGGGACACGGAGGACAUGGCGGAUACCAUCCACAUCACGAUGUUCAUGGUAGUCCCAUGGGCGCCCAUAGUCACAGCCAUAGCCCGCCAAUGCUUAGCCCACAGAACAUGCAGAACACCGGCGGUCAUCAGCUGACGGCCCACUAGCAAUCAGAAAUCCAGGAGUCCAACUCCGCUGUUACUGCAAACACCUCAACCGCCUCCGCGACCAUCGGAUCGUUGCACCACCAGCAACAUCAGCACGGUAACGGACAACAUACCCCCUCGUCCUCAUCGGUUUCGUCAACAAUGACCACGACCGCCCUAUCAUCCCACAGCCCGCUCGGUGGCGGAUCCCUCCACCAGCAACACCUCACCAACAACAAUAACAAUAGUGAUAACAACAACGGUGAUCAUUUAUCUCAGGUGACCAAGUCGAACGCGUCAAUUGCCGCCGCAGCAGCGGCCGCCAUGUACAUAGAUCCCGCUCGCUAUCAGCAGCACCAUACGCAUUUGAACGCGCACUUGAAUCCCCAUCUCAACCCCCAUCUGAAUUCACACCACCUGAACCCCCAUCACCCGCAUUUGCAUCACACAAGCGAUCAACAACAUCAAUCGCACCCGCAUCCGCCACCUACGCAACAUCUAAAUCUCAAUCCCCAUGUUGUCCAUCAUCAUCACCAGCAGCAACAGCAACAGCAGCAGCUUCACGCCCGAAGACUGUUCCACGAGUGGACCCUGCAAUUCGGCGCCACCGGACCCUCCAGCGUGCGUCACUUCAACAGUUUUAGUGGUGAAUAACAAUUGUUUGAUUCUUUUUAAAGAAAAGUAGAUUAAAGUAAACUAGCGAAAGAAACAAUGAAACAAAUCCACUCUAAUUUUAAGUAAUGUAAAUUUUUCUAAAAAAACAAAACACGGACAAAAGACGAAAAACAUGAAAACAAUCGAAAAGUUACAAAAAACUAUACGAGGACACAAAGUGUGCCACCCAAACGUUGUAAAAAGUUGUUUAUUAUUAUUAUUACAUAAUUAUCAUUAAUUAUUAUAAAGCAAAGUGAUGUUUCCAAGGAAAGCAAAAUAUUAUCGUUUACUUUUAGUUCGUUUCCCAGUUUAACGUUUCCUUAAAAUCAAAAUUCACGAGACUUUCAGUUCCCUUCUGGAUGUUUUAGUUUUCAGUAGGCUAAGCGUUAAGUCGAGGAAAUCCACUCUUGUAAUAUAUUAGGAAGGAAUCUGAGGAGCUCUAAUUUAAUAUAAACGAAAAUACACAAUAAAUUGAUAGUAAUAUAUAGAAAUGAGGGUUUUUUAAACAAAAGUACCACAAACUGUUUACUAUAGAUACACGAAUCAAUCCAAAAAUCACACAUCUACACACAAAACGAACACAUAGAACAGUCGAGUUGGACCUUAUUGCGAUAAUUGUAAAUACUUAAGUCAUUAGCAUGUAAAUCUCUCAACAAAUUUACGUUACGUAGGCAUACGAGGAGGCGACGACGGAAAUAGUUAAACACAAAACCAACUGACACUCAUUCAGGAGCAAUUCUAUAUAUAAUAUAUAUAUAUAUAUUGUAAAGUUAAUCAUAGAGACAGAAAAUACAAAAAUACACACACGAAAAACAAAAAACGUUUAAUAUUUAAGCAAAAUGAUAAAAUAAUUGAGAAUAUAUAUAUAUUUAAACAAAUUCAAGGAAAAAGACAACCAACAUCUCUUCACACGUUGCCACCAAAAUCGAGCGUUGGUCAUGCAAACUCACAAAAUUUUUCUUAUUCGGCGGCGAACGGCUAGGUUUGCGUAGAACGGACUCACGCGGCAAUAAACGCCCGAAAAUUCCAAAAUGUAUGCGCGACUAUUGCAAAUUACGAUCCUCCGUGUUUUUUCACAAUUUUUUUUUAAAGUAAAAUUACGUUUUGAAUCAAGUCUCCGCUGACAGGAAGUAGAUAAAAACCAAGAUACAAACUGUUUUUAACAUAAAUGCAAAUUGAAAAUGAGAGAAAACAAAAACAAACAAAUAAACUGUAAACUGUGUUCUGAAAUUAAAACAAAAAAAAUGUAUAAACAAGAAAACCAUCUGGGAUUGACUCAAACAACAAUAUGAAAACAAUUUCUACAUCACCGAAUGGAACUAUAAUAAUAACACUAACUGUACUCUGUAAAGGACUACCCAAAACGUAUGAAAGCGAAAAAGAAAAAAACAAAAAGUAAAAACAAAAACCUCCAAUGGAAAAAUUUUUGUGACUGUAUGAUAUGAACUCCUACAACCACUUCUGCCCGAAGUUUGUAGCGGGAAAUUUUCUAUUUCCCGGAAAUUAUGCGAGAAAAAACAAACCAACAAAUAAGAGAUGAAUAUACGGAAAUAUAAAAAAUAAUUAAAAA
Molecule: messenger RNA, 4743 nt
Organism: Hermetia illucens (black soldier fly)
Lineage: Eukaryota; Metazoa; Arthropoda; Insecta; Diptera; Stratiomyidae
Product: POU domain protein CF1A-like
Exons: 1
Coding region: 1308-2540 (410 amino acids)
Biological process (GO): brain development; regulation of transcription by RNA polymerase II
Cellular component (GO): nucleus
Molecular function (GO): DNA-binding transcription factor activity, RNA polymerase II-specific; RNA polymerase II cis-regulatory region sequence-specific DNA binding
Source: RefSeq, a predicted model, not a curated record